GCUGCCUGGGCUCUGCGCCAUCCCAGCGGUGCCCCUGGGAUCGUUGGACUUUAAUGCCGGGAUUUUGUGGCGGCUCGGUCGYUCCCACCGCUGCGAUGGGGCCCUGGGGAUGCGAUAAUGCCGAGUUUCGCUCCAUCUGCCGGACAAUCCCCUCCUUGUCCCGGGCCGGGUCCCGCAGCUGCUCCCCAAAGUUUUUCCGAACAGUUGCUCCUUUUUGCCGGUGCCUGCAGGAGCCACCGGCUGAAACCCUGCUCUCCCAUAGGGAGGGGAAACCCUCGCUGGAAUCCCAGAGGGCAGUUUUAGGUUACAGGCUGCCUUAAGGGCUCGUGUGACCCGGAGGGAACUGGGGAGGUUGCCAAAACCCGAGUCGCCUUUUCUGGUGUGUUGGCAUUGAUGCACCGGUCAGGUGGGGUACGGGGGUUUGGAGUGUCCCCAAAAGCAGCCAGCUCUGGCACAGAUUGGGGUGGUUUUUGGUUUCCUCUGGUUCUCGGAGAGGCAAAUUGUGUUGCUUUUAGGAGUGUGUCAGGGCAGCCGGGCUUCCCGCUGAGCACUGGUGCCUCCUUCCCCCUGGGAUGGCCCCGAGCUGUCCCCAGUCCYGGGGUGGCUGUGACUGGUAAAGCUCCAGUGCCAUCCAGAAGCUGGCACCCUCUGGUCCCUGCGCCUCCCGCAUCCCUGUGGCUUGGUCAUCUGAAGGAUGUCCCUAAUCCUUGGAUUAGGCUUGGCCUUGGGGCAACUUUACCCCUGUUCCUGGUGGUAUUUAGAUCCCAUUAUCCCACUCUGGAAUGCUCUGGCAGUCUGGGCUGUGCCAGCUGGGGCCUCAUUCAGCCACUGCUCGUGGUCCCUCAGCUGUGGUGGGRCCUUCCUGUCCCCUCCUGAGGCCACCCCUUCCCCAGUAGAGCAGGUCCCCAAAAAUCUCAGCGCAUCCCAGAAGGGCUUAAUUCCACAGCCCCGGAGGAUUAAAAUGCUUCCCAUUAGGCUUAAACUGCAGUUUUAUUAGUGCUAGACUAUAGGGUGGAGAGUUUGCAUGAGUUUCACCAUCCCUUUGUGCUCGAGGGUCACAUUCCAAAUCCCAGGGGGAUUCAGGAGAUGGGAUGUCAGCUCCGUGCUGGCACACCGAAGGGAUGCUCCUGUACUGGGAGCUGCUGCAGGGACCUGAAGCACCGAGGAUGCUCAUUUUGUAUUGUGCCAUCGUGUCCCAACUCGCAUCCUAUAAACACCCCGUUCACCCCCAGGACCCACUCAGGUGCAGUUAGCUGCAUCUCAGGGGUAGUGCUGGUCACUAAUUAGGAAAAACUCGUCAGGCAAAGGCUGUAAUGAAGCUCUGCCGGGGCUCUCACAGGACCGUGACGACCGGGGGGAAUUUCCAUGCGGGCAGCAGGAUUUCCAUGCGGGGGCUGGAUCCGGGUUUGGGUUAUUAUUUAUUUUUUCCUUCCUUCCCCUGUGCUGUCAGCAUAAAUUUUAAUUUUAACAACCAAUUGCUGAGCCCAAAGAGGGGGGCAUGAGACUCUGAGAAACACCUCUUGUUUUGCUCAAAGUUUUAUUUAAAUACAUUUUUAUUUUUCAUAGUGACUUCAUUUCCUUGUGGCAGAUGCAAAAGGAUUUCCUCCGGAGCAGGAAAAACCUUUCUUUAACUUUGUUUAGCAUCAUCUGCUCCUUGCACAAAUGGUGYGACUCCACUGCUGAGAGGUCUCCCCUGGUGACGWAGAGGAGCAGGAUGCACUGGUGGCUCAUCACCAUCCUGGGAGUGCUGAGCAGGCCCGCGCAGGGCGCCGGGAGCUGCGGUCCCCCGGGGCAGGGGACAGCGGGAUGCCCGCCUGGAGAGGAACCCACCGGGGAUCCCGCGGGGACGUGCCGAGCUUGUCCCCCCGGCACCUUCUCUCUGGGGGCCGCGUCCUGCGCCGCUCACACGCCGUGCCGGGCCGGGAACAGGGUCCUGGUGGCGGCGGGGACGGCGGCGAGCGACAGCCGCUGCGGAGGCUGCCUGCCGGGGUUCCACAGCCCCGGAGGGGACCGGGAGCCCCGGAGCCGGUGCCUGCCCUGCGCCGCUGCUCCCCGCAGCACCCCSGGCUGCCCAGGCCACCGGAGAGCCCGCAGCCCCGAAAUGCCGGGCCGGGCGUCGGGAACCAACGGGACACGGGUGACGCUGCUGGGUGAGGAGGAGGAGGAGGCGGCAGCGGCGCAGGCAGCCGUGCUGACCAUCGUCCCGGUCUUCUGUGCCAUGGGGCUGUUGGGAAUCCUGGUGUGCAACCUGCUGAAGAGGAAGGGCUACCACUGCACGGCCAGCAAGGAGCCCCAGCCCGGCAGCGCCGGCCCCAGCUCCAUCUGCCAGCUGGAGGACGCCAACGAGGACACCAUCGGGGUGCUGGUGCGGCUGAUCACCGAGAAGAAAGAAAACGCGGCAGCGCUGGAGGAGCUGCUGAAGGAGCAUCAGAGGCAGCAGCUGGUGCCCCCGAGCUGUGCCCCCCUCAAUAAGCUGCACUUCCUGCCUCAGUUUCCCCCCGCCUGCCACCACCAGCAGCACCCGCACACGGUGCAGGGCGCGGACUCGUGCGCCCGCUGCGGCCACAAGUGGCCCGAGGCGCCGCCGCCGCUCGGUGCCACCAAGGUCCCCAAAGCAGGAGCUCAUCCCAGCGAGGUGACCAUCCUGUCCAUCGGCAGGUUUCGGGUGUCCCGGAUCCCCGAGAUGAGGAGCGAGGCGGGGGGAGAGCCCCUCCGCGGUCCCCUCCCCACCGGCAGCGGGAUGUGACCCCUGGCUGAACGGCUCCGAUGGCCCCCGAGCUGGCACCUGGCCUGGGGGCUGCCUCAGGGGUYGGUGACACCCACAAAGACCCCACACAGGGGGUGGAGGACACUGGGCGUUGUGUGACAGCCAGUCCCGCUGGAGGUGGCAGCUCAGCUUCUGCUCCUGCCACCAAGGUGUCCUCCAGCAGCACAACGAGAGGAUUCUGUGUCCCUGAGGCCUGACGGUGGCCACAGCACGGUGGCCUGAUGGAGAACAUCUUCAGGAGCUGCAGUGCCAUCCCUGGGARCCACGAUGCCACACCACAGCUCCGCUGGAAGCACACAGGACACUGGAUGUCAUCUCAUGGUCCCUUUCUGGGUCUGCUGGACUCUCCAGGACCGUCGUGAGCUCCUGAUUUCCCUCCAGUGCUCAGCAGGGCAGGAUAACGAAUCCCUUCCCCACAACCCCGCUGGGGCACGGAUUGCUCAGGGCAAAGCUGGUCCUGCAGCCUCUCUGCAGAGCCCCAGCUCAGGAGGAGCGGUGGUGGCGCUCACCACGAAGGUCACGCACUUCACCUGCCACAGGAAUUCCUUCUGUGGGAUCACGCUGCCUUGGCCACGUUGGGAGCACUGGGACAACCCAAGGUUGGGCUGGAGACCACAGACCUACACCAUCAACCCCAAAAAAAGGGUUUAGGGCCGGUCCCACGCAC
Messenger RNA from Malurus melanocephalus (red-backed fairy wren), 3434 nucleotides. RefSeq names its product RELT TNF receptor (gene RELT). NCBI's taxonomy places the organism in Eukaryota, Metazoa, Chordata, Aves, Passeriformes, Maluridae. Gene Ontology annotation, biological process: apoptotic process. The transcript is spliced from 11 exons. The coding region runs from base 1589 to 2746 and encodes 385 amino acids. The record is from RefSeq and is a predicted model, not a curated record.